This is a messenger RNA of Haliotis rufescens (red abalone), 2226 nucleotides long. Its product is annotated as hyphally regulated cell wall protein 3-like. NCBI's taxonomy places the organism in Eukaryota, Metazoa, Mollusca, Gastropoda, Lepetellida, Haliotidae. The record is from RefSeq and is a predicted model, not a curated record. Bases 1 to 2226 code for a protein of 741 amino acids. The transcript has 5 exons.
AUGCGCCCAUGGGAACCACCGUGUCUGACAAAUACCACUGUCCCCAUCCUGUCCAAGAAGUCCACCAGGACCCGUCAAUUCCGUUUGAGGUUCAACUACACAAAAUCAGAACCAGUUGUGACUGUGCCGUUCAGUGCAGCCUUUAAUGCAGAUCGAAAGGGUGAGGGUGUCGGUGAGGGUGUCGAUGAUGGUGAGGGUGAGGCUGCAGAUAAGGGUGAGGGUUACGAUGACAGUGAGGAUAUAGCUGAGGAGAGCAGAGAUGUCGCUGAGAGUGGAGGGGUCUCUUAUAGUAGAGGGGUUGCUGAGAGUGGAGGGGUCUCUUAUAGUAGAGGGGUUGCUGAGAGUGAAGGAAUAGCUGAGAGUGGAGUAGUCGCUGAGAGAGUAGGGGUUGCUGAGAGUGGAGGAGUUGCUGAGAGUGGAGGCGUUGCAGAGAGUAGAGGGGUUGCAGAGAGUGGAGGGGUUGCUGAGAGUGGAGGGGUUGCAGAGAGUGGAGGGGUUGCUGAGAGCGGAGGGGUUGCUGAGAGUGGAGGCGUUGCUGAGAGUGGAGGCGUUGCAGAGAGUAGAGGGGUUGCUGAGAGUGGAGGUGUCGCUGAGAGUGGAGAGGUUGCAGAGAAUGGAGGGGUUGCUGAGAGUGGAGGUGUCGCUGAGAGUGGAGAGGUUGCAGAGAAUGGAGGAGUUGCUGAGAGUGGAGGGGUUGCAGAGAGUAGAGAGGUUGCUGAGAGUGGAGGUGUAGCUGAGAGUAGAGAGGUUGCAGAGAAUGGAGGAGUUGCUGAGAGUGGAGGCGUUGCAGAGAGUAGAGGGGUUGCUGAGAGUGGAGGUGUCGCUGAGAGUGGAGAGGUUGCAGAGAGUGGAGGGGUAGUUGAGAGUGGAGGGGUAGCUGAGAGUGGAGGAGUUGCUGAGAGUGGAGGCGUUGCAGAGAGUAGAGGGGUUGCUGAGAGUGGAGGUGUCGCUGAGAGUGGAGGCGUUGCUGAGAGAGGAGGCGCUGCAGAGAGUAGAGGGGUUGCUGAGAGUGGAGGUGUCGCUGAGAGUGGAGAGGUUGCAGAGAAUGGAGGAGUUGCUGAGAGUGGAGGGGUUGCAGAGAGUAGAGAGGUUGCUGAGAGUGGAGGUGUAGCUGAGAGUGGAGAGGUUGCAGAGAAUGGAGGAGUUGCUGAGAGUGGAGGAGUUGCAGAGAGUAGAGGGGUUGCUGAGAGUGGAGGUGUCGCUGAGAGUGGAGAGGUUGCAGAGAGUGGAGGGGUAGCUGAGAGUGGAGGGGUUGCUGAGAGUGGAGGAGUUGCUGAGAGUGGAGGGGUAGCUGAGAGAGGAGGGGUUGCUGAGAGUGGAGGAGUUGCUGAGAGUGGAGGUGUCGCUGAGAGCGGAGAGGUUGCAGAGAGUGGAGGGGUUGCUGAGAGUGGAGGGGUAGCUGAGAAUGAGGAUGAGGGUAUAGAUGAGGGUGAGGGUAUAGAUGAGGGUGAGGGUAUAGAUGAAUGUGAGGGUAUAGAUGACGAUGAAGGUAUAGAUGAAGGUGAGGGUAUAGAUGAGGGUGAGGGUAUAGACGAGGGUGAGGGUAUAGAUGAAGGUGAGGGUAUAGAUGAGGGUGAUGGUAUAGAUGAAGGUGAGGGUAUAGAUGAGGGUGAUUGUAUAGAUGAAGGUGAGGGUAUAGAUGAGGGUGAGGGUAUAGAUGAGGGUGAUUGUAUAGAUAUAGGUGGGGGUAUAGAUGAGGGUGAGGGUAUAGAUGAAGGUGAAGGUAUAGAUGAAGGUGAGGGUAUAGAUGAGGGUGAGGGUAUAGAUGAGGGUGAUGGUAUAGAUGAAGGUGAGGGUAUAGAUGAGGGUGAUUGUAUAGAUGAAGGUGAGGGUAUAGAUGAGGGUGAGGGUAUAGAUGAAGGUGAGGGUAUAGAUGAGGGUGAUGGUAAAGAUGAAGGUGGGGGUAUAGAUGAGGGUGAGGGUAUAGAUGAGGGUGAGGGUAUAGAUGAGGGUGAGGGUAUAGAUGAGGGUGAGGGUAUAGAUGAGGGUGAUGGUAUAGAUGAAGGUGAGGGUAUAGAUGAGGGUGAUGGUAUAGAUGAAGGUGAGGGUAUAGAUGAGGGUGAUGGUAAGAUGAAGGUUGGUGAAGAAUGCUACUGUGGUAAUGUCAUCAAAGAUGGGUACGGCAAGAAACCUGACUGUGAAUGCCACCUGCCAUGUACUGGUGACAAAUCUAAAUUCACGAUGUGUGGAGGACACUGGAGGAUAUCCAUCUAUAAGAAAGAUUAG